AGCACCGUAGUCGUCCAAGAGCAGAAAACACUUGAGGAGUGUUGUGUGCAGCCAAUCGUCAGUUCGAGCCCGCAAGACUCCACCAAGGCUGGAAGUGGGAGGGAGGACUUUGGGAAGCAAAACAUGGCGAAAUAACAAGUUCGGCUGUUAGCUGCAGUUUUAAAAAACUGCACCGUCUCCCGCAGGGUUGGACCAGAAACACGGUUUUAUUUCAGAUUGUGGACGCCGGUGAAGGAAAGCGACGCGUAACUUGAGGGAGUGGAGGGCCCCGGCUGACGAGUGCGUUACGGUGGCUGGUGAGAACACUGCCCGCCCGCCUGCGUGUUUUUCCCCCCGGAAGGUUGGCAGUGCUGGGCGCGACUGACUGACAGCGAGAGAAAAUGGAUGAAGGAGGAAAGUUUACCGAGACUGUUUAGUGUGGUUAGCUUAGCCCCGUUCGCUAGCCGCCUAGCGUUAGAUCGAUCGUGCGCACCUGACUCGGUGGUUGCCCUGCGCUCCGGCUGAAAUUUGAGGAAUAUUUAAGUCGUGGUAACAAGUUUGACAACUGCAGCCGCAAAGGAUCGUGUUUAUAACGAGGCCGAAAUAAUAAUAUUUCGGGACCUGUGCCAUAUUACUACAGUGGGAGGACAUUUUUCCGGGCUGAUAAUGAGAGCCUGACAGUUCUGGUGCGGACGGACCCGGACGCCAUCACAUCAGACGUUGCGUUCUCCUUAAAAACAACCACUGCGUUGCCUCGUCGUCAAUCUGUAAAAAUCAAGCAGCCUGACCAGGGACGUCUGAGCGGUGCACCAGCCUUUUCUCAUAGAGUUUCUUAUCUUAUUUCCCGCGUCAUUCAUAUUUUUUCCUUCGCUGUGAUGUUGUGCAGCAGCGGAGACGCGGCGCCUCGUCAAAAUGAACGCAGCAAGGUGUUCAACAACAGUGGAGGUGCAUUGCAUUGAAAAGCAGCGGUACCGAUGCUAGCGGUGACGUUUACAGUCUGUGGAAAUCUCUCGUGGAAGUUGAACGUGUUUUGAGCCGACAUCACCGCCGGGGUUUUCUCCUCAGCGACUGCGGAGGACAUCACAGCUCUGCAGCCGGAGUUUGACGUUAGCUAGCCCGCUGGGUGCGUCUGUGGCGGCUCCUAUCUGCGAUGUGUUUGCUUAUCUGAGAGCCACCGUGUUGUUCCGCACAUCAUCGGCUUUAUAUAUAUUAUUUUCUCUCGAAGGAUAAGCCCUGUCACGCUUAUCCAAACACCCAGUUCAGAUCUUCUUCCACACUUCUUGUCAAAUUAGUGGCUAACUUGUUAGCUAACGUUACAAGUUUCCAGCUAUGUCUGAAAACGCCCCCACACGAAGCCUGGACGACAUCGACCUCGCAGCCCUGAGGGAUCCAGCAGGAAUCUUUGAGCUGGUCGAGGUUGUCGGCAAUGGGACUUACGGGCAGGUGUACAAGGGCCGUCAUGUGAAGACUGGUCAGCUGGCUGCCAUUAAGGUGAUGGAUGUUACGGAGGAGGAAGAAGAGGAAAUCAAAGCAGAAAUCAACAUGCUGAAGAAAUACAGCCACCACCGCAACAUAGCCACGUACUACGGUGCCUUUGUGAAGAAGAGUCCACCAGGACACGAUGACCAACUAUGGCUGGUGAUGGAGUUCUGUGGGGCGGGAUCGGUAACCGACCUGGUUAAAAACACAAAAGGUAGCUCUCUGAAGGAGGACUGGAUUGCUUACAUCUGCAGAGAGAUCCUAAGGGGCCUUUCUCACCUCCACGCCCAUAAAGUCAUCCACAGAGACAUCAAGGGCCAGAAUGUGCUGCUGACUGAGAACGCAGAGGUUAAACUUGUUGAUUUUGGGGUGAGUGCUCAGUUGGACAGGACCGUUGGGCGUAGGAACACCUUCAUUGGGACACCUUACUGGAUGGCACCAGAGGUCAUUGCCUGUGAUGAGAAUCCUGACUCCACCUAUGAUUACAGGAGUGAUAUCUGGUCCUUGGGGAUCACAGCUAUUGAGAUGGCAGAGGGAGCUCCUCCCCUGUGUGACAUGCACCCGAUGAGAGCCCUCUUCCUGAUUCCUAGGAAUCCCCCUCCGAAACUUAAAUCCAAAAAAUGGUCCAAGAAAUUCAUUGACUUUAUUGAGGGCUGUCUUGUGAAGACGUAUCCCAGUCGACCAUCCACAGAACAGCUGCUCAAGCACUCCUUCAUCAGGGACCAGCCUACUGAGCGCCAGGUCCGAAUUCAGCUCAAAGACCACAUUGAUCGCACACGCAAGAAAAGAGGGGAGAAAGAAGAGACAGAGUAUGAGUACAGUGGCAGUGAUGAAGAGGAUGAAAACCGUGGAGAGGACCGUGAGUCAAGUUCAAUCCUCAAUGUACCUGGUGAGUCCACCCUGAGGCGGGAUUUCCAGCGUUUGCAGCAAGAGAACAAAGAGCGCUCGGAGGCUCACAAGAGGCAGCAGGCCCAACUGGCUGCUCAGCGCCGGGACCCCGAGGAACACAAAAGGCAACUGUUGCAUGACAGACAGAAACGCAUUGAAGAGCAGAAGGAACAGCGCCGCAGACUUGAAGAGCAACAGAGAAAAGAGCGAGAGAUGGUGAGGCAACAAGAAAAAGGUCCCCACCGGAGACUCGACGAUAUGAGACGGGAGGAAGACAGAAGGUUGGCUGAGAGGGAGCAGGAGUUCAUCAGACAUAAAUUAGAAGAAGAGCAACGACAGUUAGAAAUCCUUCAGCAGCAGUUGCUUCAGGAGCAGGCACUGCUUAUGGAGUACAAGCGUAAGCAGCUGGAGGAGCAGCGUCAGUCAGAGCGGCUCCAGAGGCAGCUGCAGCAGGAGCAUGCCUACCUGGUGUCUCUGCAACAACAGCAGCAAGAAAAGAAGCCCCAGCUCUACCACUACAACAAAAACCUGGAGUCCAACAACAAACCCACUUGGGCUCGUGAGGUGGAGGAAAGAAGUAAACUCAACAGACAGGGCUCGCCAAAAAUCUGCACCACUGUCUCUGACACUGCCAUCCAGUCACGCUCUGACUCUAUCAGCCAGUCAGGAGUGGCCCAGUCUGCUCAGACUCCACCGAUGCAGAGGCCUGUUGAACCCCAAGGAGGACAGGGCAAGUUCCAGAUGGCUCACUUGGUUCCUCUGAAGCCUUAUGCUGCCCCUGUUCCUCGCUCCCAGUCCCUCUGUGACCAACCCACUAAGACCAUGUCCGCCUUCCCCACCCAGGAUCCCUCACUCACCCCCACCCCCCGCCCCAUCCACUCUAGAGAGUUGGUGCGUCAAAACUCUGACCCCACCUCUGAAACCCCCGCACCACAGGCACACCAAAUCAGAGAGGAUCGUGGGCCCUGGAUCCGCCUGCCAGAUGUGGAACUCCCACCCAAGAUUCCCCAAAGGACAGCGUCUAUUGCCACAGCUCUCAACACUAACCUCACCUCUGGCAUAAGGCAUCCAGUAAGAGCCAGCAAUCCAGAUCUCAGCCGCAAUGAUCGCUGGGAGAGAGGAGACAGUAUGAGCAUCAUAUCCAAUCUGCCCCAGACUGGCUCUCUUGAGAGGCAUCGCAUUCUCAGUUCCUCCAAAAUGGAUUCGCCCAUUCUCUCGCAUGAUAGCCGCCAUAAGCCAGGGGAGUCCCGCACCUCCUCCCGCCCUGGGCGUCCUGCUAGCUACAAGAGAGCUAUAGGGGAGGACCAUGGUCUCUUUGCCAAGGAGCGUGCUGAGGAGCAGCCAAGACCACCAGUCAAGGCCAACGACUACUCCUCGUCUUCUGAGAGCAGCGAGAGCAGUGAGGAGAGUGAGAGUGGCGAGGGAGCAGAGGAGGAAGAAAGCCCCACAGAUCGUCACAGGGAUGCAGACACUGAUUCAGUCAACACAAUGGUGGUUCAUGAAGACGAAGGUGAGGUGGGAGAUGGAGAGCAAGCUGGCGGCUAUGGGGAUCAGACCAUGCUGGUGCAGAGGACCCCAGAGAAGCGGAGCCAUAAUGGAUACACUAACUUGCCUGAUGUGGUGCAGCCCUCCCACUCCCCCACUGAAUCAGCCACUCACUCUUCCCCUGGGAAAGACUCUGUUUAUGAUUAUCAGUCCAGAGGUUUAGUUAAAGCAUCUGGCAAGUCCUCCUUCACCACCUUUGUUGAUCUGGGCAUGUACCAUUCACCAGGAGGUGCAGGGGAUAACAUGUCUGUCACUGGCUCCAGGUUUGAGCAGCUGAAGAUGGAAGUGAGAAAAGGAUCCAUGGUGAAUGUCAAUCCCACCAACACACGUCCCCCAAAUGACACACCUGAGAUCCGCAAGUACAAGAAGAGAUUCAACUCUGAGAUCCUGUGUGCUGCACUUUGGGGUGUGAACCUAUUGGUGGGCACAGAGAACGGUUUGAAGCUGCUGGACCGUAGUGGUCAGGGCAAGGUUUACCCCCUCAUCAACUCCCGUAGGUUCCAACAGAUGGACGUCCUGGAGGGCCUCAACCUGCUCAUCACCAUAUCAGGCAAGAAAAACAAGGUGCGUGUCUAUUACCUGGCCUGGCUGAGGAAUAAGAUCCUCCACAAUGACCCUGAGGUGGAGAAAAAGCAAGGCUGGACUACUGUGGGCGAGAUGGAGGGCUGCGUGCACUACAAAGUGGUGAAAUAUGAGAGGAUAAAGUUCCUGGUGAUCGCUCUGAAGAAUGCGGUGGAAGUGUAUGCUUGGGCACCCAAACCUUAUCACAAAUUCAUGGCCUUCAAGUCUUUCGCAGACCUCCCACACAGGCCUGUCCUUGUUGACCUAACAGUGGAGGAGGGUCAAAGGUUGAAGGUCAUUUAUGGCUCUUGUGCUGGUUUCCAUGCCAUUGACGUGGACUCUGGAAACAACUAUGACAUUUAUAUCCCUGUGCAUAUUCAGAGCCACGUGACACCACACGCAAUUGUGUUCCUGCCCAGCUCAGAUGGCAUGGAGAUGCUGCUGUGCUACGAGGACGAGGGCGUCUAUGUCAACACCUACGGACGCAUCAUCAAGGACGUGGUCCUGCAGUGGGGCGAGAUGCCCACAUCUGUUGCUCAUAUCUGCUCCAAUCAGAUCAUGGGCUGGGGAGAAAAGGCCAUAGAGAUCCGGUCAGUGGAGACUGGACACCUGGACGGUGUGUUCAUGCACAAAAGAGCUCAGAGGCUGAAGUUCCUUUGUGAGAGAAAUGACAAGGUCUUUUUUGCAUCUGUGCGAUCUGGAGGCAGCAGCCAGGUGUACUUCAUGACCUUGAACAGGAACUGCAUCAUGAACUGGUGAAGAAAGAUUCGUUCUGGUCAGUUCUUGGAACCGUUCGGGGGUUCGAAGAAGGAAGUGCAUCCGAAAUUCUCGCAAACGCAUGCACACAAUUGUGAACACGUCUCUCGCUUUCUCUCCAGCUCGCUCUCACCCAUGCAGUCUCGCUUCAAAGACACACAUAGACAAACACACACAUACACAAACACAAAUAA
This is a messenger RNA of Paralichthys olivaceus (Japanese flounder), 5402 nucleotides long. RefSeq names its product misshapen-like kinase 1 (gene mink1). Gene Ontology annotation, molecular function: protein kinase activity; ATP binding. The record is from RefSeq and is a predicted model, not a curated record. NCBI's taxonomy places the organism in Eukaryota, Metazoa, Chordata, Actinopteri, Pleuronectiformes, Paralichthyidae. Gene Ontology annotation, biological process: protein phosphorylation.